AUGGAUGGUGAUUUAAGCUAUCUUGAACCUGGUUUCAAAGCGAACACUUUAAAAAUACCCCAAAUCAAAAAGAUUUUGGUUUUCCACAAUGUUGCUUUCCCAUCAAACUACAAGAAAGCUCAGUUGGUGAAACUUUUUAAUGAGAAGAUCGGAUCCCGCUCUAAGGAAUUGUUGCGAGAAUAUCAAUCUACGCUUGAGAAAGCCGGGCCUAUUGAGGAUGCUCAUCACAAAACCAACGCUGAGAGCGAUAAAAAAUCAGGCAAGAAAUCUUCUAUCUCAGAAUCAAAACAACAUAAGAAAAAUCCUGACGUGACCGAAGUAUUCUCUUCAAGCUCGGAUGACUCUUCAAGCUCAGGAUCGGACAGCGAAGAUGCCGUAGUGGAAGUAGAGCAUAUAGAUACAGCCAAAAAGAAUACAAGAAGUUCUGGGAGACACGCCGGAGCCGGAGCUCCAAAGAAGAAUAAUGAUAUUGCAGAAAAGCUGGUGGAUAGCUCUAGUGAAAUUUCGGGGGAGGCUGAAGAAAUCGAAGAAAUUGGGGAAGUUGAAGAGAUGGACACUUCAGGGGGUAAAGCUAAGAAAACUAGAUCUAAGACAAAGCUGAAGAAGUCAGAUUCCAAGAAUUCCGAGUCAUUAUUUGUUGAAGAAAGUGAUGAUGAAGAAAAGGAAGAAGUUUCGUUCAAUAACAAUAAUAGUUUCCAAGCGGGCAGAAAAGGCAAUAAGAGACGAAUGACAAACGAUAUUUCUGAUGAAAAGGAAGAGCCGGAAAAAAAGAAAGCCAAGGAUUUGUUUGAUUUUAGUGGUUCUGAGGUUGAUAAUAGCGAGGAGUUUGAGACAUUGUUAACAAAGAGCUUGAAGGAUAGUACUCAAAUAUUAAAAUCUCCCCAAAGAGAACUCAAGCAUAAUCUAAAAGAGAUUCUCGGCUCAAAUAGGAAGAAGUUGAUUAAUGACUCAGACCAAACUAAUAAGUUUAAGAUUGGAAAGUCUUCUACUACCAAGACUGUUGCAGAUUUAAGAAGUAAAGCAUCUCCAUUGAAAAAUAGUACUCCUAAGAAACUGUUGAUCUCCAAAACUCCAUCAAAGACUCCUUCAAAGGUUAGAUCAACCCCUAAACCUUCUAAAUCAAAAGAUGAAACGGCUUCUCCUAUGAUUGCCAAAUCAAUUGAUGAAAAGGAAUCUAUGAAUGAACCAUUUGAUGCAGACUUAAUGGCCAAAGAAUUGGGCAUCAAUGUGAUCAAGAAUAGUAUCUUCAAUCCUGCUACAACAGAUAUUGUGUUCAAACCGACUUCCAACACGAUUUCCUCAAAAUCAUUUAAGAAGAAUGAGGAAGAAUCGGUAGAGGAUCCUGCUGAUAAAGUGCCCUUAGAAUCAGAAUCAUCCUAUCCUAUGCCUAUAGAAGUGAGUGAUGAUGAAGAAGAAUUACAAUCCGAUGCGGAGGAAGCGUCAAAUAUCAAUGAUGAUGAAGACGAUGAAGAUGAAGAUGAAAUUCGUGAUAUCACCGAGGAGUUUUCAGGUACUACUGCUGAAAAAGAAAGUCAAAAUGGAAAUGGAAAUGAAAAUGAAAAUGAAAAUGAAAAAGAUGAAUCUUCUGAAGAUGAAAAUUUGAAGGGACCAGGGUCUGUAUUUGAUAAAGUACAGAAUGAUUUAAUAGAUGACGAUGAAGAACUUAUUGCAGCAACAGAAGAAACAGAUAAAACCAUAGAGAAUCUUUCUUCGAGCUCAGCUAAAUAUGCUUUUUUCAGUUAUUUUAAGUACUUUACUAUUUUCCUUUUGAUGACUACUUUUUCAGGAUUAGGGUAUUGGUAUGCUGACCAAAAAGUAUUAGUUGGAUACUGUGGAUACUCCAUCGACCGCAAAACAAUUCCAAAUCCUAAUGAAAAUCCAUACAUUGAUCUUGUUGAUGAGUUUUUGUUGCAAUAUUUGAAACCACAAUGUGUUCCUUGCCCUGAUAAUGCAACUUGUUAUCCAUAUUUUGACUUAAGUUGUCAUGAUGAUUUUUUGGAAAUCAAGCCAAUCACUUACUAUUUGACAGGUAAAAGAUGUAUUCCUGACUUGAGAAAACAGAGAAGGAUUGAAAAUAUGAUUGCCGUCUCUUUAGAUAUCUUGAGAAGUAAAAAUGCAGCUGUUGAUUGCGGCCAAGGUUGCGACAAUGAAGCUGGCUUGACCGCUGAAGUAUUAUAUGAUAUCUUGUCUAAUGUCAAAUCACCAGGAGUGUCUAAUGAAGAAUUUGAUGAAAUUUGGCAAAAAGCUGAAGAAUAUCUUGAAAAUCAUGCAGAAAUCGUUACGUUCUUUGAGAAAGUAUCUGGUUCCGAGCGUUCUGAUGACGAAGGUUCCCCAACCCAAGUCACGAAAAAGGGCCUUCGAUCAACAUCAAUGGAAAACCUUAACUUUCAGUGUCGCAGCAAGACAAUAAUUAACUUGGUCCUCAUCAAAUAUAAGAACUAUAUUAUGAUUUCCAUAGGGUGCCUCUCUAUCAUUUCUGUGGCUCAUUUAAUUAUCAGUCAACGUUACGCCAAACAGAAAGAAAUUUUUAAGAUUUGUGAUGCUGUGGUUGAAAAAUUGAGAGAUCAACAAUUAAUGUCAAAAAACGACCCAACUGGUACCAUCAAAGGAUACUUAGAAAGUAUUGUUUUGCGUGAUGAACUCUUGUCCAAUGACAAUAAAAACAAAAUUGUUAAAUGGAAAAAAGUUACGCAACAAAUUGAAGUGAAUCCUAGCGUUCGUGUGGAAAUCAUGGAAAUUUACGGCGAAAUCAAAAGAAUUUGGGCCUGGACUGGUCGCUAG
Messenger RNA from Saccharomycopsis crataegensis, 2781 nucleotides. RefSeq names its product Src1 protein. The transcript is spliced from 3 exons. Gene Ontology annotation, molecular function: chromatin binding. Bases 1 to 2781 code for a protein of 926 amino acids. Gene Ontology annotation, cellular component: nuclear inner membrane. The record is from RefSeq and is a predicted model, not a curated record. NCBI's taxonomy places the organism in Eukaryota, Fungi, Ascomycota, Saccharomycetes, Ascoideales, Saccharomycopsidaceae.